Messenger RNA from Myripristis murdjan (pinecone soldierfish), 2072 nucleotides. It is a transcript of the gene riox2, whose product is annotated as ribosomal oxygenase 2. The record is from RefSeq and is a predicted model, not a curated record. Lineage: Eukaryota; Metazoa; Chordata; Actinopteri; Holocentriformes; Holocentridae. The transcript has 11 exons. Gene Ontology annotation, cellular component: nucleolus. Gene Ontology annotation, molecular function: histone H3K36 demethylase activity; histone H3K4 demethylase activity. The coding region runs from base 302 to 1741 and encodes 479 amino acids.
GCUGUGUGAGGCCGACACAGCAGCCAGGGCUUAUUUUAGUUUUGAUUUGACAGCCAACUGCGUUCCUGUGUUCAUGGCCGGCUCUUGUUUCCAGUCGGACACUUGCAGGGAAGCACAGUUGGGCUGACAUGUGGAUCGGCUGUCUGCGGCUCUGAGGUCAGAUCAUCAGAUCAGGAACCCCCGCAGGACCCGCACAUCUGAGCGCUGAGCUCCCAGGAAGCUGUGCGGUGGCUGAGCUGCUUCAAGGUUUUUUUUCCCAUGCGGCUGAGAUUUGGGCUUCACACACAGACAUCAGGUCAAAAUGCCCAAAAAAGUGAAGGCAGCAGCUGCCAAAAGACGGAGUUCUGGCGAUCAGGAAAUCCCAUCUAAGCAGAGGAAGGCCGGCCCCGCCGACGCCCCGUCCCCGCUGUGCUUCAGCAGCCCCGCCGGCCUGUUCGAGAGCCUCAUCCACCCCCUGGGGACGGACGAGUUCUUCAGGGAUUACUGGGAGAAGAAGCCGCUCCACCUGCAGAGGUCCGAUCCCGGCAUGGCCGCCUACUACCAGUCUCUGUUCCAGCUGUCUGACCUGAAGAGCCUCUGCUCCCGGGGCCUGGAGUACGCCCGGGACCUGAACGUGUGCCGCUGCGUGGGCGGCAGGAAGAAGGUGCUGAACAAGGCGGGCCGUGUGAGCCACAGCGUCCUCAGCAGGGACUUUGUCCAGAACAAGGCCACCAUCCAGUUCCACCAGCCCCAGCGCUUCAAGGACGAGCUGUGGAGGAUCCAGGAGAAGCUGGAGAGUUUCUUCGGAGCUUUGGUGGGCUCAAACGUCUACAUGACCCCGCAGGCGUCCCAGGGCCUCCCUCCUCACUACGACGACGUCGAGGUGUUCAUCCUGCAGCUGGAAGGCCAGAAGCACUGGCGUCUCUACAGCCCCACCGUCCCUCUGGCCAGAGAGUACAGCCUGGAGCCCGAGGAGAGGAUCGGCAGCCCCACCCACGACAUCCUGCUCAAGGCCGGUGACCUGCUGUACUUCCCCAGAGGAACCAUCCAUCAGGCCGACACGCCGGUGGGGGUGGACCACUCCACCCACCUCACCCUCAGCACCUACCAGAACAUGUCGUGGGGAGACUGGCUGCUGGACGUGUUUCCCAGCAUGCUGUUCGACACCAUGAGCACCAGCAGAGGCCUCAGGGAGGGCGUGCCCAGGCGGCUGCUGCUGGGCAGCGGCGAGGCCCGGGACGUGAGCGGGCGUCUGGCCGGCUCCCUCAGAGCUCUGGCCGAUCAGCUGGAAACCGGAAAACAGGAACUUCGCUCUGCUCACAUGUCGAGAGACUUCAUCAGCAACAGACUGCCGCCCUACACCGACUCCCAGCAAGACUUCACACCAUCCGGGAAAAUUCCUGCGCUGGAGGACUCAGUACGCAUGAGGUUUAAAGACCACACGCUCAUUACCAUCGAGCCCAGCCAGGACAGAACGGACGAAGCCACACAGUUGGAGGUGUUUGUGUUACACUCUUUGAAGAACCAAAGGGAGAACCACAUGAUGGGAGAAGGUGGAGAUGAUGAUGAUGAUGAAGAAGAGGAGGAGGAGGAGCCUGACGUCUCUCGGGGCCUGCGCUUCCCGCUGUCCCACCUGCAGGCCGUCCGGCAGCUGCUGCUGGCCGAGCGGCUGGCCGUCGCCGAGCUGCUGCUGCCCUCAGCAUCCGACCGCCUCGGCCUGGUCCUGGCCCUGUGGACCGAGGGCCUGCUGGAGGUCUGCUAGCAGCCACACAGUCAUAAAGGGAUAGUUCACCCAUUUUGAAAAAAGAAAAUAUUAUGUCACCGCCCCCAGCUGUUCUGUAGGACAGUAGUGGUGCUGUCUUCCUCUCAUUGUUACUGAGCGCUGGAUACUGGCUGGAUGCUCCAAAUGCUAACUGUUAGCCUCCUGCCAUUGAAGUGGACUUCCCCCCGGCUAACAGUGUGAAAUAUAACUGCCUUAAUGCACUCAAAGUGUUAAAUAAGCAGAGUUGGAGUUUGAUAUAGUAGAGUAGAAUUUUUACAGCCUGAAACGGUGUAAAAAAAAAAAAAAAAAAAAAAAAAAAGUUGACCAUUUA